Oikopleura dioica is the source of this 537-nucleotide messenger RNA. Lineage: Eukaryota; Metazoa; Chordata; Appendicularia; Copelata; Oikopleuridae. The record is from the annotation of a GenBank genome assembly.
AUGGAUGUUCGCAAGAAAGAACAUCUAAAUUUCAGCUCUAUCGCAACAAGAUUCAACUAUCCGGAAUCGUGCAUCCUUCAAGAACAUCCCUGGAGAAACAUCGAUUACGACCAAAAUUUGUGGAAUGAGAUAGUUCGAGCAACCCCAAGGCCGAAAUAUAUCCGAAACGCGGCUGGCUGGAUUAGGGAUUUACUCUUUGGGGAAGAUGAAUAUGCGGCGAUGCACUGGCGAUACAAUAAAAACGACUGGGGAAAACACUGUGGCUCGGCUGGAGAAUGGCGAUCAUGUCCAAUCUACGAGCUUGGAACGAAAAAUCCCGCUCUCUUUGCGCAGAAACUGACCAAACUCCUCAAAGAAAAGAAUAUCUAUAAAUUAUACAUCGCCGCUCCUCCAGAUCAGUCCCGCCUUGUUGAAACAUUCAAGGACGAGAUCUUGAAGAUCGAUGGAAAAUUUGAUGUUCUCGUUGGAUUAGACGCGGUGAAGUUAUUGCAAAUACGAGCUCGAAUUGAGUUCAACUCGCUGGGCAUGAAGGGAUAA